AUGGGUGUCGAGUAUGGACAGGAGUGCUACUGCGGGACAGCUCCCAAUGUAGGCAGCGGUAUACAGCCCCAGACUGACUGCAAUGUACUAUGUUCGGGCAACAGCCUGGAAUACUGUGGAGGUGGCUGGCGACUGGAUAUGUAUGAGAUCCAGAAAAACCGUCUCAUCCCAUUAUCGGCAUCUUCCAUUGCAUCGACAAUAUCUUCCGUGGCCUCCACCUACGCUUCCUCCGCCAGUGCUGUCUCUUCUGCCACGCUACCAGCAUCUACUAAACUAUCAUCGACCAGUCCAAGUCUUACGAUCUUAUCCUCCAGCGUGAUCUCGCCCUACAGCGCAUCAACUUUUGCAUCUUCGGUCUCGGUAGCCUCGUCAUCAAAACUUUCGCUUUCAUCGUCCGUACUAGGUUCCACUAUAGGCUUGGGCAGCGUAUCUUCCGCAACUUCGUCCGCGAUCUCGUCCUCUGGGUUAGCUUCGUCCAGCAAGCCAGUCUCGACCUCCGUCUCAUCUGUCGGUGCAGCGUCGUCGAUCAUGUCAUCCUCCACAAUAUUGUCUUCCAAAUCAUCAUCGUCCGCCACGCUCUAUUCCACCACACUAUCCUCCUCCGUACUACCCUCGAGCAAACCCUCGUCGACGACGCUCUCGUCUACCAAAUUGUCCUCGACCAUUAUCUCUUCCACUACAUCAUCAUCUGGUCGAAUCUCCUCAACAUCGCUGUCCUCUACCACAAAACUCUCAACCACCAUCUCAUCCACCACCUCAUCCAUUAGACCAUCAUCCAACAAACUGUCCUCAACAUCGCUAUCCUCUACCACAAAACUUUCAACCACCAUCUCAUCCAUUAGACCAUCAUCCAGCAAACUGUCCUCAACAUCGUUAUCCUCUACCACAAAACCCUCAACCAGCGCAUCAACAAUCUCAUCCAUAAAGUCCGCACACCUUUCCUCCACGAUCUCCUCCACCCUCUCCUCCACCAUUCCCUCAAUCCACACCCUCACCGUCGGCGAGCUCUCCUCCUCAGGCUGGUCCUACCUCGGCUGCGCCAACAACUCCGUAACGCCGCGCGCCCUCUCCGGCGCCUCCUACACCGACACGUCCGGCAUGACCAUCGAGUCCUGCCAAUCCUACUGCAGCACCAACGGCAACAACUUCCCCCUCGCCGGCCUCGAAUACGGCCAGGAAUGCUACUGCGGCUCCGGUCUCCAAAACUACGCCGCGGUGGGCAAGUCGGGCUGCUCGGAACCGUGCGCGGGCAACGCGUCCGAGAUCUGCGGCAGCGCCAACCUACUCAGUCUGUACAACCUGACGAGCUACCAGCCUCCGUCCACGGUUCCGCAGGUCGGCUACUACGUCUCCCAGGGCUGCUACAACGAGGCGCCGAACGGGCGCCUGCUCGGCGGGCCCUCGUACUCGAACGCCUCGGGCAUGACGGUCGAGUCGUGCGUCCAGUUCUGCCAGGCUUCGACCCCGACCAUGCCGGUCGCGGGCGUCGAGUCCGCCCAGGAGUGCUACUGCGCGUCCACUCUGCCGGGCUCGGCGACCGCGGCGAGCUCGAGCGGUUGCGACGUGCCGUGUUCGGGCAACCGGAAGGAGUUUUGUGGCGGGAGUGGGCUUUUGAACGUUUAUGAGUAUAAUGCGACGAGCGUGAGUGCGCAGGGCGUGCCGGCUACGGGGAGUCAGUCGUGA
Molecule: messenger RNA, 1683 nt
Organism: Letharia columbiana
Lineage: Eukaryota; Fungi; Ascomycota; Lecanoromycetes; Lecanorales; Parmeliaceae
Exons: 2
Coding region: 1-1683 (560 amino acids)
Source: RefSeq, a predicted model, not a curated record